AUGGGUUCACGUGCAUGUGGACAAAAACCAGACAAAGAUGAUCGAGAAACUGAUCCAAUUAAAUAUUGUAUUGCAUCACGUGUUUAUUUUGAAUGUGUUCAUAAAAAAUAUCGUGGUUGCGAAAAUAAAGAAAAAUAUGAAGUAGCUAUGGAGUCAAUGAUGAGAGGUAUUCGAAAACGUGUCGAUGAUCUCUUAGCUUUUUGUAGUGAUAAAAUUGAAAAUUAUAAAUUUAAGAUCAUCUGGGAAUCUCCAAAACCAGUUGAACCUACGGAUUCUAUUCGUGCUGGUGUAUCACCAAAAAAUGGUAUUCGUAGUCUAUCACCUAUACACAUAGAUAUAUCAAAUGAUAUUUGUCAAAUACAAUCAAUCAAUGAUCUAUGUCAACCAUUGAUGAUUAGUGUGAAAUUUAAUCCAUCAUGGAGUAGUGCUAAUAAACGUCGUUGGUGUCAACAAGCAAGAACUUAUUAUCAUUGUUUAAAAUCUCGUCUUGAUAAAUGUUCUCAACAAGAUGUACAAAAUCAUUUUCAACAACGUGAAAAUCUACUUUCUUCAAAUAUAAAUAUUAGUUGUCCUGGUGGUGUAGUUGGAUGUAUACCACAUUCACCAGAUGUACGUUGUCAAAUUGGUAUGAAUUCAUCAAAUAAAAAUUCAUCAAUAUUUUGGUUUACUUAUUUUUUUGUUCAAUCGGUACUACAAAUACUAUUCUUGUUUUAA
Messenger RNA from Adineta steineri, 714 nucleotides. The record is from the annotation of a GenBank genome assembly. Lineage: Eukaryota; Metazoa; Rotifera; Eurotatoria; Adinetida; Adinetidae.